CAGCACUUGUAUGCGUGAGGUUUAAGGGAACCUUUUGAACAGCGAACAUGCGUGCAGCGCUGAAGCUUAUCUCCUUGGCUCUUCCACUGGAGCUCGUCUUCUCCUUCUCUGGCUCUUUCGGAUGGCGCCCCUCCCUCCCCUCGCAGAGGUCGAGGGCGGCAAGAAGCUCCCUUCUCAUGGUUCAGUCUCCCCCCCGGACGUCAGUGCGGUCCUUGUCGAAUGCGGCGGCAGACGCGAGGAAGCAGAUGGAGCAGGACGAGCGCGUGAGAAUCCUGAUGGAGGGCAUGCGAGGAACGUCGCUGAACCAGGAUGACUUCGCGCAAGAGGGUCAGACCAUUCAGGUCGUCCAGUUCGACAGCGGCAACGAACUGCCGCUGACCUACGAGCCUGACCUCCUCAAGGACUACUACCGCAAGCGACCCGGCAUCGUGUUGGCACGUCUGGUGCAGGUGAUGACAGCAGCGUCGGGCUUCUUCUUGCCUCUGGUCCUCGACGCCAUCACGGGCAACAUCGAGAAGAACGACGUGAUAAGGACGAGGAAGCUACGAGAGAUCCUGACUUCCCUCGGGCCUUUCUUCAUCAAGUUGGGACAGGCGCUGGCGAUCAGGCCUGACAUCCUUUCCCCUCAAGCCAUGUACGAGCUGCAGCGUCUCUGCGACAAGGUCCCCGCGUUUGACAACGACUUGGCGAUGAGGACAAUGGAGAGCGAGCUGGGGGUGAGGGUCACCGACGUCUUCUCCGAGCUCUCCCCGCAGCCUAUCGCCGCCGCCUCCCUUGGGCAGGUCUACCGCGGCGUGUUGAGGAAGGAUGGCGCGACGGUGGCGGUGAAGGUGCAGAGACCGUUUGUGCUGGAGACAGUGUCGCUCGACCUCUACCUCAUGCGUGAAGCCGCGCAGCUCGCUGACAGCCUCAAGCUCGGCAGAACCGACUUCCUCGCGCUCCUCGAUGAGUUCGCACCGAGGUUUUACGGGGAGCUGGACUACGUGCUGGAGUGCAAGAACGGGGAGUACUUCCAAGAGAUCAUGCAGAAUAUCUCGCAGGUUGUCGUUCCCCGCGUCUACCCGGAGUUCACGACCCGUCGAGUCCACGUGGCCGAGUGGAUUGAAGGCGUGAAGCUCAGCCAGAGCGAGUCUGACGACGUGGAGGAGCUGGUGGCUGUUGGCAUGAUCGCCUACCUCACGCAGCUGCUCGAAAGCGGCUUCUUCCACGCGGACCCACACCCUGGGAACAUGCUGAGGACACCCGAGGGGAAGCUGGCGAUCCUCGACUUCGGGCUGAUGACGCAGGUAACGGACGAUCAGAAGUAUGGGAUGAUCGAGGCGAUCGCUCAUUUACUGAAUCGCGACUAUGAGGAGAUCAUUCAAGACUUCGUGUCCCUCGACUUUAUCCCCCCCGAGACUGACGUGGAGGAGCUCAAGAAGGACCUUCUCCCGGCCCUCAAGAACCUGGCGGGGGACCUGGCGCAGAUCACCUUCAAGUUUCCCUUCAAGAUCCCUCCCUACUUCGCCCUCGUCAUCCGCGCCAUCGGCGUCCUCGAGGGCAUCGCGCUCGUCGGCAACCCGCAGUUUGCGCUCAUCGACGAGGCCUUCCCCUACCUCUCCAAGCGCCUCCUCACCGACGACGCUCCUCGCCUCCGCAGUGCCCUGCGGUACAUGGUGUAUGGCAAGGGCUCGAGCUUCGACGUCGACCGCCUCAUCGAGCUCCUCCAGGCCUUCCAGACCUUCGUCGACGUGCGCGACUCGGGUACCGCAGGGAGGAAGGAGGAGGGAGAGAGGGGAGGAGAACCACCGCUGCUGCUUCGCUCCCCUGCUCUCACCCCAGUCGCUGGCGCUCGAUCGCGUGUGAGGCGGAGGAGCGCGAGCAUGUUGCCGCCGGCCCAGCAGGAGGGGAGCAGUGGAGGAGGGAGGAAAGGGAAGAAGUCGGGAGUGCAGGAGGCGCUGGUGUUCUUCUUCAGUGACAGCGGCUCUUUUCUCCGUCAGUUCAUCCUCGACGAGACUGUCAACUCAGUUGACGCCAUGUCCCGAGGCGCCGCCCUCCAGCUGCUGCAGCGACUCUCCCUAGACCGCAACCCUCUCCUUCCGCCUCCUCCUCCGAUAUUCCGCUCGCUCCUCCCUCCUCUCAGCGAGCAAGAUGAGAAGCUCAUCUCCAACGCAGACAAGCUUCUCACGUUUCUCGGGGCUCCGAGAGGAGGAGGAGGAGGAGGAGGGUCGCUGCUGGAGGGGCUAGCGAGUUCUGGGUUAGACCCCUCGGAGAUCGCUUCUCUCCUCCCUCAGAUCGCUCCGGGUAUGCGACAGUUCGCGCUGCAGAUCGUUGGAGGCCUGCUGGAGCGACUCAAUUCACGACUAGUGCUGGGGAUGAGGCAGCAGGCUCAGCCGGUGGUGAGUAGAUACUUCAGAGAGUGAGGAGAAUGAGAAAGCAAACAAACGAGGGGGAGGCGAGGCAGUGGUCGAGGACGAAGGGGAAGAGGAGGAGAAGGAAGAUUUCUGGUAUCUUGUAAACUAUAGUCUCUCUCC
Molecule: messenger RNA, 2513 nt
Organism: Guillardia theta CCMP2712
Lineage: Eukaryota; Cryptophyceae; Pyrenomonadales; Geminigeraceae
Product: protein kinase, ABC-1
Exons: 7
Coding region: 48-2402 (784 amino acids)
Biological process (GO): protein phosphorylation
Molecular function (GO): ATP binding; protein kinase activity
Source: RefSeq, a predicted model, not a curated record